Messenger RNA from Anolis sagrei ordinatus, 2032 nucleotides. RefSeq names its product C-type lectin domain family 4 member A-like. NCBI's taxonomy places the organism in Eukaryota, Metazoa, Chordata, Lepidosauria, Squamata, Anolidae. The record is from RefSeq and is a predicted model, not a curated record.
GUUCCUCUUUUGUUUUAACUUACACAGUUACGAACCUCUCCAAAUUAAGAGACACCAAAAAAUUCAAGCUUUCUUGGGACUCCAAAUGUUUCUGCCAUUCCUGACUGAAUGAAUAUUGAAAGUAGGGAACUCGCUGAAGAGUUGGAAAUUAAUUUUUUUCAGUUCUACAGACCCAAACUGCAGUUUAAGCGUGUGUUUUGGCAAGGCUCCUUCUGAAUCCAGAUGGCAUCGGAAAUCACGUAUGCUGAAGUGAAGUUUAAUAAAACACCUCCACCUGCGAAUCCAAAAGCAUCUUCAAAAAAGGAAACACCUCUGAGUCUAUUCCAGAGAAUUCCCUUCUGGUUUCCAUGGGUGAUGUCAGGAAUAUUGAUGUUGCUGUCCAUUGCGCUUCUUAUUUGCAUCUUUGUGCCCCUCCGGGGAUGGCAGACAAAGACCUUCCUCAAGAGCCUACCUCAAAAUUCUACAAAUUUGCACUGUCUCCUGGAAACAGAACAAAAGCUGUCAUGUUGUAAAGAAGGCUGGAAGCAAUUUCAGUCCAGCUGCUACUAUUUCUCUACGGCUACGCAGAAAUCUACCUGGAAUAACAGUAGGCUGAAGUGUAUGGAGAUGAAAUCUGACUUGGUUGUGAUAAAUGUAGAAGCUGAGCAGGACUUCCUGACAAAUCAGACAAAAAAUCUGCGUGAAAUUACCAAUUUUUGUAUCGGCCUCACUGAGCAAGAGAAGAAAGGUGAAUGGCGAUGGGUAGAUCGGACUACUAUUAACUCCACCAGAACAUUCUGGAGAGAGGGCGAACCCAGCGAGGGCGACGAGCACUGUGUUGUUAUGCAUAUAGAAGGAAGACCAGAAAACAAUCACAAGAAUAACUGGAAUAAUGUCAGAUGCAGCCAUGCAUUCCACCACUAUAUUUGUGAAUCCAAGACAUUUGUUUUCGAUUGUGGAUUUUAAUUUCCAUCAAAACUGUGACAGCGGAAAGAUGGGGCAAAGAGGCCAAACACAUAUUUCAAUGACUGGGACAGGGUGGGGGAUGCAUCCAGUCUUCGUUGUACCUAGGACAGCCAUGCACCUUAAUUUCACACAUGUAUUCUCUUUCUCUUGCUGGAAAUAAUGUUGUGUAGAAUUUUUCAAAAAAAUUAUUGCCAAGUUCAGUGGCAAAAAACCCUAUAUUUGUGUUAGCCUAUUAUUAAUCAUACAACUGGCUUUUGAACGAUCUCUUUAGAGUAGCAGAGAGAACAUGGUGCAGUAUGGUUUUACUGGGAUUGGGAUGCCCUCCAUCUAGCUUACUUGUCACUACGCAGGAGCCAUUUGACCUCAUCAUACACUUACCUCCCAUAUCUCAACCUAAAACUAUUUUCCCAUUAUCCAUCUUGAUCCUAAUAGAUUUCUGGCACUUAUCUAGAACUGACCUUCUAAAACAAAACUUCCAUGAUUCCGUGGCUGUUAAAAUGGUGUCAAACGGCAUUAAUUCUAUAAUGUACGAGGGGUAUUUUUUAAGUGAGGUCCGUUUUGUUGUAGACACUAGUAGUUAGCGUGCAUACCGCAACGAGCAUAUGCGUCGUGUACCAGCAUGCCUCGGGAACAACUGUGCUCAGUUUCCGCUCUGUAGCUAACCUGUAUGGUUCUGUUAUGUGCUUUAAAAAUAUUUAAGACUAUCAACUCACCCACCGCAUGUGAGGUUCACUCAGUGAUACGGUUUUUGCCAGCAAGGAAUCUGCCUCCUGCAGAAAUUCAUCGGCAGAUUUGUGAAGUGUACGGUGAUAUUGUUAUGAGUGAAAGCAAAGUGUGUAAGUGGGUACGACAAUUCAAAGAUGGCUGUGACAACGUCCAUGAUGAGGACCACUCCCUUCUUUGAUGAUGACGACGUGAAAACAGCAGUGAACUCUUGGUUAUUGGAGCAGGCGGCAAGUUUUUAUGAAGAGGGUAUUUUAAAAUUGGUUCAGAGGUAUGAUAAGUGUUUGAACAAACUUGGCAACUAUGUCGAAAAAUAGAGUGAAGUAUGUACUUUCUGAAAAUAAAUUUACUUCUUUGAAAUAAA